AUGGAAGACAAAUUAAACAUUGAAAGCAUGAUGGAAAAAAAUUCUACAGAAUAUUUACAACAGCAAAAUACAGAAGCGGAGAGCCAAGAAUGCAAUGAACAACGAAACAUGCUAGAUUUGUUGAGUAAGAAGUUUCAAACUCAUGAUGAGCUCAUUGUGCAUGUUCGAAAUUUUUUCUUUGAGAAAGGUUAUGUUUUGUCCAUUCAAAGCUCUAGAAAAGAUAAAUAUGUCACUAUUGGUUGUGAUUUAGGAGGUAUUUACCGAAAUAGGCAUUGUGUUCCUUUUGACAAACGACAAAGAAAAACUUCUAGCCGUCUUAGAAAUUGUUCAUUCAUGAUUAAAGGAAAAAAGCAAGAUGAAGGGUUUUGGACAUUAGAAGAAAAAAAUAACUUGCAUAAUCAUGAGGCCUCCGUAGACAUGUCCGGACAUUCAUCUUGUCGUCGUUUGUCAAAGGAGGAAAUCAGUAGUGUUGAAACAAUGAGUAAAUCAGGCAUAGCACCGCGUCAUAUUUUGACAUCACUUCGACAAAAAAAUAAUAGUCUUCAAGCAGUCUCUCGGAGUGUGUAUAAUGCCAAAGCUAAAAUCUAUAGAGAAAAUUUGGGUUGUCGAACUAUAAUUCAAGCAUUGUUUGAGGAAUUUGGAGAUGGCGAUUUUACAUUCAAUGUUCAACAUAAUGAAACUGGCCAUUUAACGCAUCUAUUUUUCGCUCAUCCUUUAUCUAUUACACUUACGCGAAAUUACCAAAAUGUCUUUGUAAUGGAUUGCACUUACAAGACAAAUAAAUAUAAGAUGCCAGUAUUAGACAUAAUUGGAAUUUCUAGUUUGAACUCAUCCUUUUAUUCAUGUUUUGCACUUUUAGAGAAGGAGUGUGAACAAGAUUAUGUGUGGGCUUUAGAUAUGUUUAAAAUAAUUCUUGGAGAUAAUGUUCAACCAUCUGUAAUUGUUUCUGAUAGGGAGUUGGCUUUAAUGAAUACUAUUAGAGUAGUUUUUCCCAAAACUAUAAAUCUUUUAUGUGUGUGGCAUAUUAAGAAGAAUAUAUUGGCAAACUGCAAGCGAUAUUUUGAAGUUCAAGAUGAAUGGAAUUCUUUUUUAUCUUCAUGGAAUGGAAUUAUAUAUGCAUCAAAUGAAGUUGAAUAUGCAGAAAAUUGGAAACAAUUUGAAGGAAAAUAUGCACAAAAGCAAAAUGUCAUUAAUUAUACUCAUGGUACUUGGCUUCCAUAUCAUGAAUAUUUUAUUAGUGCAUGGACAGAGAAACAUCUUCAUUUUGGUAAUCGUGUCUCCUCAAGAGCUGAAAGUGCACAUGCAAAACUCAAAAGAUAUUUGCAAGUUUAUACAGGUGACUUUUGUCAACUAAAAGAUAAAAUAUGUCUUGCUAUUGAAAAUGAGUUUCAAGAAAUUAAAGCUCAUUUGGCUACUGAAAGGUUACAUUUACCACAUUGUUGUAACUCUUUGUUUUUUAAGAAUCUCACUACUCGUGUUUCAAAAUUUGCAAUGAGACAAUUGCAUAAUCAAUAUGAAAUGGUGAAAUAUGGGAAAGUAACACCUUUGUGCAAAGGUCAUUUUACAGCAACUAUGGGUCUUCCUUGUGCUCAUAAGAUGAUGAGUUGGAAGGGUGGGAUGAUUCCUCUUGAUUUCAUUCACUCUCAAUGGAGAAUUGAUUCAAAUUUUAUUUCUAGCCUUGGUGAAACUAGAAAUAGGGAUGAUGGCAUUCAAGAGAUGUUUACUGAGCUUCAAUAUAAAUAUCAACAAUGUCCUCUUGUUCAAAAGGAGUAUGUCCGAGAGACAUUAUCUCAGUGUAUAGAUAUAUCAACUUCGUCGUAUCUUGAGCCGACUAUUCAACCACAUAAGGGUCGACCCAUAAAAAAUGCAAGAAAAAACAACUCGAGUACUACAGAGCAUAUUCCUUCUAACUUUGAGAUGGUAGAGAAUAGAAGAAGAUGUCGCGUUUGUAAGGGUGUAGGACAUAAUAGUCGUACUUGUAAAGAAACUAUCGUAGUUGAUGAGCUCGAUUCAAGGAAUAUGGAUUUUUCUAUGAAUGAAGGUGGUCAGUCAAAUUUAGUUGAUCUAAACUUGGAUUACAAUCCAAUCAAUUUUUGA
Molecule: messenger RNA, 2097 nt
Organism: Mercurialis annua (annual mercury)
Lineage: Eukaryota; Viridiplantae; Streptophyta; Magnoliopsida; Malpighiales; Euphorbiaceae
Product: PKS-NRPS hybrid synthetase cheA-like
Exons: 1
Coding region: 1-2097 (698 amino acids)
Biological process (GO): L-valine catabolic process; thymine catabolic process
Cellular component (GO): mitochondrion
Molecular function (GO): methylmalonate-semialdehyde dehydrogenase (acylating, NAD+) activity; malonate-semialdehyde dehydrogenase (acetylating, [NAD(P)+]) activity
Source: RefSeq, a predicted model, not a curated record